Carassius auratus (goldfish) is the source of this 1309-nucleotide messenger RNA. RefSeq names its product elongation of very long chain fatty acids protein 7-like. Gene Ontology annotation, molecular function: fatty acid elongase activity. Bases 115 to 966 code for a protein of 283 amino acids. NCBI's taxonomy places the organism in Eukaryota, Metazoa, Chordata, Actinopteri, Cypriniformes, Cyprinidae. The record is from RefSeq and is a predicted model, not a curated record. Gene Ontology annotation, cellular component: endoplasmic reticulum; endoplasmic reticulum membrane. The transcript is spliced from 8 exons. Gene Ontology annotation, biological process: fatty acid elongation, polyunsaturated fatty acid; fatty acid elongation, monounsaturated fatty acid; sphingolipid biosynthetic process.
AAGUGCUCCAGUUUUGUCAUGCUAUUGAUAUACUAGCAGCUGAGAGAACAAGGGAGAGCGUGGAGGGAGCGCAGCUUCGGGUUUUAAGAAGGGAAACCUCAAGACUCCUUAGAUAUGGCUUUCAACAGCACAUUGACCUCAAGAGCUGUUCUGCUCUAUGAUGAGUGGAUUAAGGAAGGAGAUCCACGGACGGAGAACUGGCUGCUUAUGGCCACUCCAUUUCCUCAAACGUUCAUCGUCAGUGCUUACAUCUACUUUGUGACGUUUCUGGGGCCUCGGCUGAUGGAAAACCGCAAGCCCUUCGACCUCAAGCGUCCAAUGGUUAUCUAUAACUUCAGCAUUGUUGCGUUCUCCAUCUACUUGAUUUACGAGUUUCUCAUGUCAGGCUGGGCGACCGGCUACACCUUUAGGUGUGACCUCGUGGAUUAUAGCAGUUCUCCUCAGGCUCUCAGGAUGGCAUGGACCUGCUGGCUGUACUAUUUCUCCAAGUUCAUUGAGAUGCUUGACACUAUUUUCUUUGUCCUGAGGAAAAAGAACAGUCAGGUUACUUUCCUUCAUGUAUUCCAUCACUCCAUCAUGCCCUUCACCUGGUGGUUUGGAGUCAGAUUCGCCGCAGGUGGUCUGGGAACCUUCCAUGCUCUGCUGAACUGCAUCGUUCAUGUCAUAAUGUACACCUACUAUGCUCUCUCCGCGCUGGGACCCGCCUAUCAGAAGUACCUGUGGUGGAAAAAGUAUAUGACCACCAUCCAGCUGGUUCAGUUUGUGCUGGUCACUGUUCACAUUGGCCAGUACUUCUUCCUGAAGGACUGCCCUUACCAGUUUCCUGUGUUUGUCUACAUCAUCGGUUCAUAUGGGCUGAUCUUCCUGGUCCUGUUCCUCAACUUCUACUAUCACGCCUACACCAAGGGCAAGAGGCUACCCAAGGUUUUUCAGAAUGGAAACUACCUUCACAAGAAAUCAGAGUGAUCUUUCCAUUGGCCACCAAAACAUGAAGCGCUAACAUAUUAAGUGGGAAUAUUCCUUUUUAUCUCAUCCGUUCAAUUUCCACUUCCCUGUUUUAUGUUAAAACUGAUGUGGAAUGCACCCACCUUAUCACUGGAUUUAAGACGUCCGAAAAUUGCACACUGGUGUUUCACUAGAGAUGCUGUCCUCCAUUUGUCGUCUUCACUUAAGGCUUUGAAAAGAGUAUGGGGUUGGAAGUACAGUGUUUUUGUUCUAAUGUGCAUUAAUUUACUUGUAAAUAUUGAAUUUUUCAGCUUUGGAAUAUGAUUGAACUGCUGGCCAAAUCUGAAAAGAGGUUAUGAGAGCA